Molecule: messenger RNA, 2847 nt
Organism: Lampris incognitus (smalleye Pacific opah)
Lineage: Eukaryota; Metazoa; Chordata; Actinopteri; Lampriformes; Lampridae
Gene: nmt1a
Product: N-myristoyltransferase 1a
Exons: 12
Coding region: 1-1458 (485 amino acids)
Biological process (GO): N-terminal peptidyl-glycine N-myristoylation
Cellular component (GO): cytoplasm
Molecular function (GO): glycylpeptide N-tetradecanoyltransferase activity
Source: RefSeq, a predicted model, not a curated record
AUGGCGGAUGAGAAUGAGACAGCACCGAUGCCGGAGAAAGACGAUGUGGAAGACCAUGGACAUUGCAGCGACUGUGAAAAUGAAGAGCAUCAUUUUGAUGAUGGAGACAAAGGUCUGGGGGAUGACACUGGGGCCAAGAAGAAGAAAAAGAAGCAGAAGAAGAAGAAGAAGUCUGGUGCCACAGAGGCAGUGAAGGACCCCCUUACCAAGGUAAACUCAUUGCCAGCUGAUAAACUGCAAGAGAUCCAAAAGGCCAUCGAACUGUUCUCUGUUGGACAAGGCCCAGCCAAAACCAUGGAGGAGGCGAGCCGGAGGAGUUACCAGUUCUGGGACACACAGCCUGUGCCCAAGCUAGGGGAAAUGGUGACGUCACAUGGCUCCAUUGAACCUGACAAAGACAACAUUCGUGAGGAGCCCUACAGUCUUCCACAGGGCUUCAGCUGGGACGCACUUGAUUUAGGAAACUCUUCUGUGCUCAAGGAGCUUUACACACUUCUCAAUGAGAAUUAUGUGGAGGAUGAUGAUAACAUGUUCCGAUUUGACUACUCUCCCGAGUUCCUGCUCUGGGCUUUGCGCCCCCCUGGCUGGUUGCCGCAGUGGCAUUGCGGGGUCAGGGUCAACUCUAAUCAGAAGCUGGUGGGCUUCAUCAGUGCCAUCCCUGCCAACAUUCGCAUCUAUGACAUAGAAAAGAAAAUGGUUGAGAUCAACUUCCUCUGUGUCCACAAGAAGCUUCGCUCUAAACGAGUGGCCCCGGUUCUGAUCAGAGAGAUCACCAGACGAGUCAAUCUGCAGGGCAUCUUUCAGGCAGUCUACACCGCAGGAGUGGUAUUACCCAAACCUGUGGGCACAUGCAGGUACUGGCACCGCUCUUUGAAUCCACGAAAGCUGAUCGAGGUGAAAUUCUCCCAUCUGAGCCGGAACAUGACAAUGCAACGGACCAUGAAGUUGUACCGUCUGCCUGAGGUCCCCAAGACACCAGGCCUGCGGCCAAUGACUGAGAGGGAUGUGCCAGCAGUACAUCGCCUCCUUGGUGAAUACUUGAGCCAGUUCCACCUGGCACCUGUUAUGAACCAGGAAGAGGUGGCACACUGGCUGCUGUCUCAGGACAACAUUAUUGACACUUACCUGGUGGAGAAUGAUGGCAAAGUGACUGACUUCCUGAGUUUCUACACACUGCCUUCUACCAUUAUGAACCACCCUGUGCACCGCAGUCUGAAAGCAGCCUACUCCUUCUACAACGUGCACACUACCACCCCUCUGCUGGACCUUAUGUCUGACGCGCUCAUCUUGGCCAAGUCGAAAGGAUUUGAUGUCUUCAAUGCACUGGACCUGAUGGAAAACAAGACUUUCUUGGAGAAGCUGAAAUUUGGAAUCGGGGAUGGCAACCUACAGUAUUAUUUGUACAAUUGGAAGUGUCCGAGUAUGGGGUCAGAAAAGGUGGGCUUGGUACUGCAGUGAUGUGCUCUUGCUGCCCCAAAUAAGUGUCACCUGUUCGCCAGGAGACCACACAAACGCACUGACCACCUGACAGAUGGACUGAUGAACUUCCUGCUCCGAAAGAGGAAACCCACCAUCCAUUUUUACUUUUUGACUUUCUGACCUUCGACCUGUACUACCGCUGCCAGGCUGGGAGAGUUCGUCGUCCUUCCCCCUCUUCCUCCUCCCUCCAUCACAUGGACCUUUUAAGCCAUUGUAGUUAACAUCCAACACAACUCUAUUACAUCUGAAAGCUGUCCUUGAUUGUCUCACACACACACACACACACACACACACACACACACACACACACACACACACACACACACACACACACACACACAGGAACAGUUUGCACAGAUGACGGUAUAUAAACAUUCACUGUUGGCAUACAUACAAAAGCAGACAAUAAAUGUAAAUAUUAUCAAAAAACCUAACAGCAAAUUAUGCCCAAACACAUACAGACCUAGAACCUAAUAUUUUAUUUUAUUCCUAUUUGUUGGAAGUGAUUUUUGCAAUGGAAAAAAAUUGUCAUCCCUAAAUUUUAGAGAUGAGAAAAUUCAAAGUGAUCCAAUAAUAUUAAAAAAAAAAAAAAAGAAAAGGAAAAAGAGCAAGAGCUGAGGUAAUAAAUGCCAAGAGUGGACACAAGACAAAGGGUUUUGUUGAGAUUUUUCUUUUCACCCUUAAACCUGCGGAUUUGUCAUCAACCCUGUUUUUAAUAGGCGUUUUGGACUUCUCUUAGCUCACUGCUUGUUGAAGACAUUUAUGGUGGAUUUGUUACUCAUUUUAUGGAAUAUUUCCCCUCAUCGGUAUUAACUGUCAUGAUCCACUCUCCAGCUUGCUACAUUAACAGAGGAAGCCCUGUUCUAGGAGAAAAUAAAACAAUAACCGAUGAACGGACCAGCUCGGUCACAGUGAAGAAUCUGUAUGGACUAUGUUUGACUUUUCUGUGGGUGUGGGGGAUGAGUGGGGGCAUUGGGCUCAACAAGUUUGUGAACAGGGAUGGAAGGAUUUCUAAUGACACCUCUGAAGUAUCAGCACUGUUGGGGGAUUUUAGGACACCGUGCAGGGUGGGUUGAUUGGGGAAAUGAACGUAGUUAAAGUUAUGUAAACUUGUUUGGAAAGGCAAACAUGUUGGAAAACGGGUCUCAUGGUGUUAUGAUGCAGGAAAAGAACGUGAAGAUGCAGAAGAUGUUUUUGAGCAAAAUAAAGCAAUUGCUCUUGGACCCCCCCCCCUUUUUUUUGUUUUCGUGAGCGAUAUCCCAAUCAGGUGUGCCAUGCCUACAUUAAGAAUAUCCAAAAGUUCUUCUCAGCCAUUAUUUGAGAAUGGCUGUGGUUCAUAUAUAAUAAACUUUAAAAAUCAAAGAAGGA